Molecule: messenger RNA, 1700 nt
Organism: Micropterus salmoides (largemouth bass)
Lineage: Eukaryota; Metazoa; Chordata; Actinopteri; Centrarchiformes; Centrarchidae
Product: steroid 17-alpha-hydroxylase/17,20 lyase
Exons: 9
Coding region: 1-1572 (523 amino acids)
Biological process (GO): progesterone metabolic process; hormone biosynthetic process
Molecular function (GO): iron ion binding; steroid 17-alpha-monooxygenase activity; heme binding
Source: RefSeq, a predicted model, not a curated record
AUGUUCACCCGUCUCCUCUCCUCUCUUCCCUCCUUCAUCUCUCCUCUCUCCCACCCUCCCUCCUUCCUCCUCGCCGCCUUCUUUGUUGCGGCGGCCGUCUCGUUCCUCAUCACGCACCGGUCUCAUCCUCCAGCUCGGGGCUCCAUCCCCUGCCUGCCGUGGCUCCCCGUCCUGGGCAGCCUCCCCUGGCUGGGAGGAGGCCUCCCUCCACACCUCCUCUUCACCCAGCUGGCCCGCAGGUACGGGUCUCUGUUUGCUCUCCACCUCGGCCCUCACUACACCGUGGUGGUUAACGACCAUCAACACGCCAGAGAGGUCCUUCUGCAGAGAGGGAGAGACUUCGCUGGACGACCGAGCAUGGUGACCACCAACCUGUUGACCAGAGGAGGUAAAGACAUCGCGUUUGCAGACUACUCUCCUCUCUGGAAGUCGCACCGUCGCCUCGUCCACAACUCCUUCACUCUGUUUGGAGAAGGAACCAGCCGACUGCAGGACAUCGUUCUGUCGUCCGUGGACAGUCUGUGUGCCGAGCUGUUGUCUAGUGGGUUGCGUGGCUUUGACCCGUCUCCAGCGGUGACCAGGGCCGUCACUAAUGUCGUGUGCACGCUUGUUUUUGGUGCUACCUAUUGCCAUGGCGAUGCUGAGCUGCAGGAGGUGAUCCGAUACAAUGACGGCAUUGUGCAGACGAUAGCCAGAGGAGGACUGGUGGACAUUUAUCCCUGGAUGAAGGUCUUUCCCAACAAAUGUCUCAGUAAACUGAAGGAGUGUAUCGCCAUCAGAGACCGACUGCUGUCCCGCAAACUGGAGGAGCACAAGGCAUCGCUGAGCGACAGUGACCCCAGUGACCUCCUGGAUGCCUUGCUAAAGGGCCAGAUGGACAGCAGGCAGGGUCUAAAGUCAUCUGGGUCAGAGGAUGAGAGGAUAACAGAUGACCAUGUCCUGAUGACAGCAGCUGAGGCUUUUGGAGCUGGAGUGGAGACGACGUCUACUACACUGCUGUGGAUCCUGGCCUAUCUGCUGCACCACCCGGAGGUCCAGGAGCGCGUGCAGAAGGAGCUGGACGAGAAUGUGGGCAGCGAGCGAGCGGUGUGUGUGUCGGACCGCGGCCGGCUGCCGUACCUGGACUGUGUCAUCAACGAGGGCAUGAGGAUCCGACCGGUCAGCCCCGUGCUGAUCCCACACACCGCCAUGACUGACAGCAGUAUUGGAGGUCACUCUGUCAGUCGUGGGACUCGUGUUUUGGUCAACAUGUGGUCGAUUCACCACAACCCCCAGCACUGGGACAAGCCCGACCUGUUCAACCCAGAUCGCUUUCUUGAUGACCAGGGCCAGCGCUUCACACCCUGCUGCUUCAUGCCAUUCGGGGCAGGACCUCGAGUCUGCGUUGGUGAAUCGUUGGCCAGGAUGGAGCUCUUCCUCUUCUUGUCCUCUCUGCUACAGCGAAUGAGCUUCUCGCUGCCAGACGGGGCUCCCCUGCCUUACCUGCAGGGGCGGCUGGGUGUGGUCUUGCAGCCGUUACCUUAUAAGGUCGUUGUCACUCCGAGAGCAGGGUGGGAGCACGGGGUAAAAUGAAAGAGGGAGGGUUCAGCUGAACGGCAGGUGAAAAAAACAAAUAUAUAUAUAUAUAUAUAUAUAUAUGUUAGUAAACAUUAAAAAUCCUCCCAUAAAAAUGAACUGAAAUAAAUUGUUUAGCAAAAAAA